Molecule: messenger RNA, 474 nt
Organism: Paramecium tetraurelia
Lineage: Eukaryota; Ciliophora; Oligohymenophorea; Peniculida; Parameciidae
Exons: 1
Source: RefSeq, a predicted model, not a curated record
AUGAUACUUAUAAAUGUCCAAAUUCUCAAAUGCUGUAAUAAUGAUUAAACAGUAUUUAGAAAUAUAAGCAAACUCUUAAGAAUUCUUAAAAUUUUGCCAAUGAUUUAUAUUUAAGUGGUAGCUUUUUAAGUCUCUUAGUAUAAAGAAUCAAAUAGAAGGUAUGCAUUAUUAGAAUAAAGAUAUAUGAGAUUGGAAUAACAACAUAAUAAGUUAUUCAACUAAAAUAAAUAUAUAAAAUUUCUUGAAAAAGGAAAUAAAUCUGAGCUGGUGAAAAAUAGAAAAGAUAACGUUGACUUCACUACCCAGAGCCACUGUUGGUAUGAUAUCUGGUGGAGGAAGAGCUAAAAAACCUAUUCUUAAAGCAGAAAGACGGUUCCAUAAAUACAGAAGACUAAGAAAGAUGAUCAGGACUUCUUAGAAGUGAUGCUUAACUCAAAUAACGAAGACUUGACUUUUAAAUAAGCUAAAAAAUGA